AUUAAGCCUAAUUAAUACUAUCUCUUCCAAACGCGAGACUUUAGCCGCAUAGGCAAAAUCGCUUACGCCCAAUUAAGCACUUUUUCUGCACUCUAGGGUUUUCUCUUUUAACACAAACAUUCUUCCAAUUUCCAUCUCCGAAUCACGAUUCAUCCUCUGUUCCAUCAUUCUCCCUCGCUGAACAACCAUGGCAGCUUUGAAGGAACUUCUUCCUCAACCCAAAUCAUCCUCAACCACUUACUACGACCACACCAACGAUCCAUGGUUCAAACAACGAUUCACCGCUUCAGAAGAGGAAAAAUCCUCUACUUUCAACCCUAAAUCAGUACCACCGUAUCUAAAGCGUUCCGGUUUCGUUCCUCGGAAAAUUGAAGAUUUCGGCGAAGGUGGAGCGUUCCCGGAGAUCCACGUGGCACAGUAUCCACUCGACAUGGGAAGACACAACAAAUCCUCCAAACCAGGUUCAAAGAUUCUUCCGGUAACCGUCGACGCUCACGGAAACGUUGCAUACGACGCCAUAGUGAAACAAAAUGAGAACGCUAAGAAAAUCGUUUACACUCAGCAGAAAGAUUUGAUACCUAAAAUUCUGAAAAACGAUGAAGAAGAUGAUGAAAUGGAUGAAGAUGUUGAAGCUUUAAUCGAUGAAACAACGCAGGAAACAAAAGCUGCACUUGAGAAGAUUGUUAAUGUGAGACUCAGUGCAGCACAACCGAAAAAUGUUCCCAAACAUUCUUCUGAUUCGAAGUAUAUAAAGUAUAAACCUUCGCAACAGAUUGCGGCUUUUAAUUCGGGUGCAAAGGAGAGGGUUAUUAGGAUGGUUGAGAUGCCUGUGGAUCCACUUGAGCCUCCCAAAUUUAAGCAUAAGCGUGUUCCAAAGGCUUCGGGUUCGCCUCCGGUUCCUGUUAUGCAUUCGCCUCCGAGGCCUGUUACUGUAAAAGAUCAGCAGGAUUGGAAGAUACCGCCUUGUAUUUCGAAUUGGAAGAAUCCGAAGGGUUAUACGAUUCCGCUUGAUAAGCGUUUGGCUGCUGAUGGGAGAGGGCUUCAGGAGGUUCAGAUUAAUGACAAUUUUGCUAAGCUUUCGGAGGCUUUGUAUGUGGCAGAGCAGAAGGCUAGAGAAGCUGUUGCUAUGAGGUCUAAGGUUCAGAAGGAAAUGCUUUUGAAGGAGAAGGAAAGGAAGGAACAGGAGUUGAGGGCUUUGGCUCAGAAAGCACGGUCGGAGAGAAUUGGUGUUGCUCCACCGGCUGCUGCUGCUUCGGUUGUGAGUGGUGUCGAUGAUGGUGGUGAUAUGAGAGUUGAUUAUGAGCAUAGAGAUAGGGAAAGGGAUAAUAGGGAAAGGGAAAGGGAAAAGAAUUUUCCGAAGGAGAGUAGGGAAGAAAGAGAGGAGCGGUUGCAACGUGAGAAGAUUCGUGAGGAAAGGCGAAAGGAGAGGGAGAGGGAGAGAAGGUUAGAGGCUAAGGAUGCUGCCAUGGGAAAGAAGAGCAAGAUUACUAGAGAUAGGGACCGUGAUAUAAGUGAGAAAGUUGCUCUUGGUUUGGCUUCUACGAAGCAAGGGACAGAGGUUAUGUAUGAUGAAAGACUAUUCAACCAGGAUAAAGGAAUGUCUUCUGGGUUUGCAACGGAUGAUCAGUAUAAUGUGUAUGACAAAGGCUUGUUCACUGCGCAGCCAACGCUUUCCGCUCUCUAUAGGCCGAAGAAGGAUCUUGAUAAUGAAGCUUAUGGAGGUGCAGAUGAACAGCUGGAGAAGAUUAUGAAGACCGAACGCUUUAAGCCUGAUAAAGGAUUUGCAGGGGUUUCUGAAAGGGCAGGUCCAAGGGAUAGACCGGUUGAGUUUGAGAGUGAAGAAGCUGAUCCGUUUGGUCUUGACCAGUUUUUGACUGAGGUCAAGAAGGGUAAGAAGGCCAUGGAAAAUGUAGGUGGGGGAGGAACUAUGAGAGCUAGUGCUGGAUCUUCAAUGCGAGAUGGUUCGGAGGGAGGUUCUGGCAGGACUCGGAUUGGAUUUGAAAGAGGGCGUUAAGCGGAUCAGUGUAAUGGCUUAUUGAUAUCAUGCUUAAGUUGGUAUGCCUUGAUGUGGAUGGUAAAGAUAACGUGGUUGAGUCAUCACAUACUUUUUGUUGCCCUCCCCAAGGGAUCACCUUAUAGGUGUUGAAAUGAACUUGUAUUUUUGUUUCCAAACUUGGCAUGAGUUUUAUGGUAUUUAUCUUUCCAUGGAGUUAUAUUGAGUGAAAUGCAAUGUUUAAAGAGAUCUCCUCAAAUUGAAUGAAAUGUAAUUGGAUGUUAAAAUGUACUCCUUGAGUUAUCAAGUUAUUUAAUGCCUGAUUACCUGAUACUACA
Cicer arietinum (chickpea) is the source of this 2331-nucleotide messenger RNA. RefSeq names its product SNW/SKI-interacting protein A-like. Gene Ontology annotation, cellular component: spliceosomal complex. The record is from RefSeq and is a predicted model, not a curated record. Lineage: Eukaryota; Viridiplantae; Streptophyta; Magnoliopsida; Fabales; Fabaceae. Gene Ontology annotation, biological process: mRNA splicing, via spliceosome.